Molecule: messenger RNA, 3846 nt
Organism: Leptonychotes weddellii (Weddell seal)
Lineage: Eukaryota; Metazoa; Chordata; Mammalia; Carnivora; Phocidae
Source: RefSeq, a predicted model, not a curated record
CCCAGCCUUUCCCCCCAGGCUCCGGCCUGGAUACGCUUCCUUAGCAACGGGUUGCCUUUGGCAACAGGAGGACGCGGGGCCCUUGGCUGGGUUUCCCGCGCCUUCCUACACCUGCUUACCGUAGAAGGCGCAGGCCGAACCAUGUCGGAGAUUCUGUGCCAGUGGCUCAACCAGGAGGUGAAGGUGUCCCAGACCGUGAGUCCCAAGUCAUUUGCAAAGUCAUUUUCCAGUGGUUAUCUAAUUGGAGAAAUUCUGCACAAGUUUGAACUUCAGGGUGAUUUUUCAGAAUUUUCAGAAAGCAGAGUUUCAAAUGCCAAACUUAAUAAUUUUUCUCGCCUGGAGCCAACACUUCACCUUCUGGGUGUGCAGUUUGAUCAGAAUGUGGCCCACAACAUCAUCACGGAAAAGCCUGGGGCGGCAACAAAACUUUUGUAUCAGUUGUACAUUGUUCUUCAGAAAAAGAAGAAAAGUGGACUGACUGGAGUGGAAAUACAAUCCAUGCAACCCCCGGCAAACAUCAGACAGCAAAGCAUGAAAAGUGAGGCUUUUCGAGAUCAACGCUUGAGCAGAAGACGACAAAAUGAAAUAAUGGCCAAAAUCCAAGCAGCUAUCAUACAGAUUCCUAAACCUGCAUCAAAUCGUACUUUGAGAGCACUUGAGGCCCAAAAAAUGAUGAAAAAGAAAAAAGAGGCAGAGGAUGUGGCUAAUGAGAUUAAGAAGUUUGAAGCCUUAAUAAAAAAGGAUCUCCAAGCCAAAGAAAGUGCCUCCAAGACUUCUUUAGAUACAGCCGGCCAGACAACUACUGAUUUGUUAAACACUUAUUCGGAUGAUGACUAUAUUAAAAAAAUCCAAAAGCGCCUUGAGGAGGAUGCUUUUGCACGAGAGCAAAGGGAGAAAAGACGGCGGAGACUGUUAAUGGACCAGUUAAUAGCCCAUGAAGCACAAGAGGAGGCGUAUCGGGAGGAGCGGUUGAUUAAUCGGCUGAUGCGGCAGUCCCAGCAGGAGCGCAGGAUCGCUGUGCAGCUGAUGCAUGUUCGGCAUGAAAAGGAAGUUUUAUGGCAGAACAGAAUUUUCCGAGAAAAACAAUAUGAAGAAAGACGACUUAAAGAUUUCCAGGAUGCUCUUGAUCGGGAAGCGGCUUUGGCCAGACAAGCCAAGAUUGAUUUUGAAGAACAAGCCAUCAGAGAGAAGGAAAUUCAUGAACAGAUUGCUGUGGAAAGAGCUCAAGCUCGUUACAAAAAGCAUUACACUAUAUGUGCAGAAAUUUUGGAUCAAAUACUUGAUUUGUCCACUAAGGUGGCAGACUACCGAAUGUUGACAAAUAAUAUGAUUCCAUAUAAGUUGAUGCAUGACUGGAAGGAACUGUUUUUUAAUGGAAAGCCCAUAUAUGAGCAAGCCUCCAUUAAGCAUCUACCAGCUAAGCCCUCUGCAGAACAACUUACAGAACUGGAUAAGAGGGACUUGCUCGAUAGCAAUGAUUAUGAAGAAUAUAAGAACAUGGUUGGAGAGUGGGCCUUACCAGAAGAAAUGGUAGAAAAUUUACCACCCUCCAACAAUAGCAUAUUGGGUCACGUGAUUCACAGAUUAGUUGAAAAAUCUCAUCCUCCUCAAGUCAAAUCAACAGUAUCAGAAUUACCUUCAUUUACUAUUAAAGGGUGCUUACUGGGGAAAACAUUUAGUGGAAAAACCACUGCUCUAAAGGCUCUACAAAAAGACUUUCCUAUUCAGAUACUUUCUAUUGACACUCUUGUCCAAGAAGCUAUCAAAGCAUUUCAUGACAAUGAAAAAAUCAGUGAGGCUCUACCAAUUGAGAAAGAAGCUGAAGAAAAGACUCCACCAGUUCUGCAAGAGAAGAGCAAAGAAAUCCAGGAUCUGCAGAAUGUGUCUUCACCUUAUCCAGCUUCAGAGGAAGCAUUGCCAGAAACAGAAGAUAAAACUAUACUUAGUACCGAUACAAAUAAAACUAUAAAUGUUGAAGAAGUCAAAUCAAGUGAUAGAUUCUCUGAACUGACUGUGCGUGCUCGGCUUGGUGCAAAAUCAGAAAAGUUGCUGAAGAAAGGAAAGAGCAUUUCUGACAUGUUGCUAGUUAACAUCUUGGUAAAUGCUAUUAAUGAGAUACCUGUGGAUCAAGGAUGGGUCUUGGAUGGUUUUCCAAUGACGUUAAACCAAGCAAAGCUUUUGGAGGAAGCUCUCACAGGCUGCAGCAGAGAGGUUCUAGAACUGGAGGAAAAGAGAGCACAAAUAUCCACGUUGGCUAUUGAUCCUACAACCUCCAAAGAAGUGCCUCCUCUGCUUUCUGCAUUUGAUUUUGUCAUGUUAUUAGAUAUUUCAGAUAAUUCCUUGCUGGAUCGCAUGAAUGACACAAUGACUGAAGCAUUUUCAAGUGAAACUCCUCAUGAAGACAUCACUCAACGUGUAGCUGCUGAAAACCAAGAUAUGGAUGAGGACCAGAAUUUAAGAGAUCAGAUUCAGCAUAGGAUUAUAGGCUUCUUGGACAACUGGUCUUUAUUGGAGCAGUGGUUUACAGAGCCAGAAAAUAUUUUGAUAAAAAUCAAUGCUGAAGUAGAUAAACAGUCUUUAUGCCAUAAAGUAAAAGAAAUGUUUAUGACAGAAAUAAUGAAAAAAGAGAAUAAAGGUAAUUACAUUUCUUUAUAAUUUUGAACUUACGUAACUGAAAUGGGUGGUUUUAAUGAGCUUAGGGAAAAAUGAAAACACAAUUACAAAGUUCUCUGUUUUAUUUGGGUUAUACUAUCUACAAGUACUUCUCUAGCUCUCUGCUGCAGAUGUUUCUAAAUAAGAGAUUUUUCUGUUUGUUUUAAUUUAAUCAAAAUAAGUCAUCUCACUGAAAGUACUGUUUUCAUGUGGAAAAAAAAAAAUAGCAGUUAAAAUUAACCUCAGGAGUUAACCCUCCUUUUAGGAUGGAAACCCUAGACAGUUUAUUUUCCCCAAAUCUUGAUGUGAUGUGAAUUUACUGAUUAUAACUACUUAUUUUAUAAGCCUUCUUCUGGAAUACAUCUAUCACAUUAAACCAUCCUGACCUCCUUCCUCCUUCAUUCGACCAAUAAUAAUUGCCCACUAGCUUUUCAUAGUAUUAUUGAAAUUUAUUAUUGAAAGGGAUCUUAGGCUAAUACACUGCCAAAGCCAGAAUUCAAUGGAGAAUUUUACCUUUGCAAAAUGAUUUGAAAAAUAAAUCUUUCUCUUUUGUUUACCAGUCACUCCUAAUUGUAUUGACAACAGCAUCUUCUUGGUAUAAUAAAAAAGGUCAAAGUUAAUAAUACCACAAGGAUUCUAAAACUGCCUUGAUAGCAUGCUGUCUCCUGUCACUACAUUCAUGACCUAACCACCAUAAUGUAUCAAUUAGCUGACCCCAAACUAGCACAUAGGUAUAAGCCAUAAAUACUGUGAGGAUCCAGGAGCAUACGCUUAGGAAGACAAACUCCCACAUCCAAAUGUCUCCUCCCAAUAAUCACCCAUGUGAAGCUCUCAGACAAAACAAAUACCAAUCCAUAUAUUAUUUAAGUGGCUUAAUAUGUUAUUCGACAGUCAGAAAUUAGGUUAGAGGCUGGAGGAAACCACCCACAGCGAUCUUAAGAGUCUUGGUUGGGAGGCAGAAACGCCAAUUCUAAGCUGUAGCUUCAAACAUCUGCAGGUUAGAAUCAGUUUGUUUUUGCCAGCUAUCAGACUCACUUCAACAUUUUCCUGAAGAUUUUACAUUCCAAUCACUAAAUACAUCAACAGCUCAACUGCCACUUAAUUAAGAUUUACAUUCCUGUCGGUUAAUCACUUGAACAGAUAUUUUAUCAUUAAAACCAUAAACAUUGACCUAGCCCAAUGCUCUGAAUUAAA